GCGACUACACAGUGAAUCCAGCUCGGUGCGAACUUGAUUCCUAAACGGCCUGCGGCUUAUUUUCAUUUACAAAGCUCCACGAUACUAAAACAGUAACCGACCUCGAAGCUGCGUUCCCAGCACUUCGCGCAGCCGGGCAACCAUCUGUCCACGCCAUGCCGCUUAGCGUGCAGGAAGUGGCCCAGCUCAAAGCUGCACUGCAGGAUGCCGUUGUGAAAUGCUCAGAGAGAUGUUUAUAUCAGUCAGCAAAAUGGGCCGCAGAGCUUCUCAAUUCUCUACCCGAAGUUGACAGCACUCGGCAAAAUGAGGGCGAACAGGAAGAAUUUAUUUCUCCAAUCUUUUCUCCUAAUGCAGAUGCAGAAGAAGCCGCGCUAGAAGCAAAGGAAAUUAGCAAGUUCUUGUUAGCAAAGGCGCUGUUUGACACCAAAGAAUACGACAGAUGUGCGGCUGUCUUCCUCACAGACUCGGUUCUUACUGCUGUCCUCGUAUCCCAACCAGAAAGCAAAGUUACAAAAAUAAAAGGCAAAGGAAAAGGAAAAUCAACAUCUAGUAUAGACGCGUCAUUGGCCGGUAUACCUCUCCCCAACAUUAGCCAGAAGAGUCUGUUCCUCGCACUCUACGCCAAGUUUAUGUCUGGCGAAAAGCGCAAGGACGAGGAAUCCGAAAUGGUUAUGGGCCCACAGGAUCUUGGUACUAUCGUCAACAAGCAGUUGGUAGUGGUUGGUAGAUAUCUUAGGGCGUGGUUCCAACAACGAACGACUGAAGACGGCGAAGUUACUGGCAGCCAAGGCUGGCUUGAGUACUUGCAUGGAAUCGUCUUGGCAAAAGAAAAGAAUGACGACGAGGCUCUGGAAUGUUUUAUUCGAAGCGUUCACAAGUACCCAAUGAACUGGGGAUGUUGGCUUGAGAUGACUUCUUUGAUUACAAGAGUCGAAGAUCUUGAUCGAAUGUCCGCCCACCUUCCUCACAACAUUGUUGCUUUCAUGUUUCAUCUUCACACCUCCCUGGAACUAUAUCAGCAAACACCAAGUCUCGCAAACUCCCUUGAACAGCUAUUAGGGAUAUUCCCGACAUCCUCUUUUCUCCUUACCUGUAACGCCCUUCUAUCAUACCACGCCAAGGAUCUGAUGGCGGCAGAACAACACUUUAGCAGACUGCUGUCGCUGCAUCCACACCGUCUGGAUUCACUAGACCACUAUUCGAACAUUCUAUAUGUUUUGAACUUGCGACCCAAGCUAGCGUUUUUAGCCCAUUUAUGCUCUGCAGUGGACAAAUUCCGACCAGAGUCUUGCGUGGUCAUUGGCAACUACUAUUCGUUGCUGUCGCUACAUGAAAAGGCUGUUCAAUAUUUCCGACGAGCACUAACCUUGGAUCGAUCAUGUCUAUCCGCGUGGACACUUAUGGGCCAUGAGUAUGUCGAGUUGAAGAAUACUCAUGCGGCCAUUGAAUCCUAUCGACGAGCUGUCGACGUCAACCGUCGAGAUUACAGAGCGUGGUAUGGUCUUGGCCAAACGUACGAAAUGCUUGAGAUGCAUACGUAUUCAUUAUGGUAUUAUAAGAAAGCAGCUGGUCUCCGACCAUGGGAUGGAAAGAUGUGGAUGGCAGUUGGAUCAUGUCUACAAAAAAUGGGCCGCGAACACGAUGGUAUCAAGGCUUUGAAACGUGCGCUUCUCGCUGAUGCAUAUUACGACUCUGGAAGCAGUUUUGGUACUGGCGAAAUGCUGGAUAGCCGAGGGGUUGCUGGCCACAUGGAUCCAGAGAUUCUAUUGCAAAUUGCAGCCAUGUAUGACCAACUCGGCGACGAAGAGGAAGCAAAGUCAUAUAUGGAACUAUGCGUUGCCCAGGAAAGUGGAAGCAACCCUGAUGCGGAACUGAAUCCGGCAGAUUCUGUUAAAAUUCACACGGAUUCACCGGCGCCGUCCGACGAUGGCGUGGAGAAGGAAGAAGAGCAGCGAAACGAAGGUACAGGUGUAACAGCAGCCACUAGCAAAGCUCGACUGUGGCUUGCCAGAUUCGCUAUGCGCACUGCUGACUACCACACUGCUCAACGACUUGCAACCGAGCUUUGUGAAGAUGGCAUUGAGGUGGAAGAGGCGAAAGCUCUUGUACGAGAAGUACGAUCCAGGAUCGAAACGCCCGGCAUGCUAGGACCAACCUGAUAACAAGCAAAACCUGUAUGAUGAUAUGAAAUUUAAUAAACCAAAGUCUUGUCGAAACUCGUGUCCGCCUUCAACGCAGCUUGAUUCAAGUGAGACUAACACCAUUACCACCAUUCGAAGACGCACACACAGUCAAGGGGGAAGUACAAGUUUAAUUUUCAACUUUUUUUUAUUAUUAACCAAUUUUAUUACAGCCUUCGAAAAGACUCCUAUUACCCACGUAGCAAUAUGUGCCAAAACUACAACCGUGAGGUAGAAAGUCUAACUAAAGCAGCCUGCACUUCACAAAAGAAUUGACAGGCUCGCAUAUCCAGAGAACCUGCUAAGGAGCGUGAAACGGGGUAUUACCAACCAACAAAAAGCAAAUUUUGUGAAAGAGCGCCUGCACCAAAGCCCAUCAAGGGCUAUUUAAGUGACCAGUAGUUUACAGAGCGAGAGCAGCGACGCCAGCGACGACGAGGGCGCCAAUACCAGCACCGAUCUUUUCGGCACCAGCAGUGGGAACGACGGCAGGAGGGACGACAGGGACAGUGGGCACAGGGGGGUUGGUCUUGACAGGAGGAGGUCCGGGGUGAGUGAAGGUGCAGGGGCAGUCUGGUGGUGAACUUGUUAGCGAGUGUAACUUGGUUGAGACCCUCAAGAUGGGCAUAGGACUCACUGGUAAUGGUAAGAGUGGUGGGGCCGGUAGCAGUGUAGGUGUGGUUGUUCAUGGAGAUGGUGGUGGGACCCUGAAUGUCAUGUUAGCAGGAUGUCUACUGUGAGAAGGAGGUUGCUUGGUACGAACAGGGCAGUAGGUGGUGUAAGCAGUGGUAAUGACCGUGGUGUGGCUGACGGGAGCAGAAGAACUGGGCUUAGCGCUGGAGUGACCCCAACCGUCGGAGCUAGAGGGCUUAGCAGAGCUAGCGGGAGCCGAGCUGGUCUUGCUGCCGCCAAUAUGGCCGUCCGAGCUGGGCUUGCCACCCUGACCGCAGCCGGGAGAGUCAAGGUCGAGACAGAGACCACCCUCACCGCCGAUAACGACGACCUGAGCAGCAGAGGUGGAGGCCAGAGCGGCGAUGGAAGCGAGUUGAGUGAAGCGCAUAUUGACUGUAGCGAACGUUGAUGGGACGUGAGGGACUGGAUGAAAGAUGGCAAGGUAUGUGCUGAGGCUGUAUCUAAGAAUAGGUAAAAGAGAAGGAGAAGUUUGGGAAAGGGAGGGGAUGGAGAGGUGAGGAGCCUUUGUACUUUGGAAGCUUUUGCACCAAAACGGCGGAGGGCUACUGACCUGCAUUCGGCCAUUGCCGUGUAUAAGCCAAGCGCCUUGUGUGCUUAGAUCCGGCCGAUGCGGGCUGGCA
This is a messenger RNA of [Torrubiella] hemipterigena, 3493 nucleotides long. The record is from the annotation of a GenBank genome assembly. NCBI's taxonomy places the organism in Eukaryota, Fungi, Ascomycota, Sordariomycetes, Hypocreales, Clavicipitaceae.